Molecule: messenger RNA, 4285 nt
Organism: Chinchilla lanigera (long-tailed chinchilla)
Lineage: Eukaryota; Metazoa; Chordata; Mammalia; Rodentia; Chinchillidae
Product: zinc finger protein 83-like
Exons: 6
Coding region: 242-2338 (698 amino acids)
Biological process (GO): regulation of transcription by RNA polymerase II
Cellular component (GO): nucleus
Molecular function (GO): RNA polymerase II cis-regulatory region sequence-specific DNA binding; DNA-binding transcription activator activity, RNA polymerase II-specific
Source: RefSeq, a predicted model, not a curated record
GAGGGACUCCAAAGAGAACCACGAGUGGAAGAAGCAGUGAAGAAAGUAGCAGGGGAGAAAAAUCAAAUAGACGGAGGAAGAAUGUUGAUCAGCAGAGAUGAGGACCCCAAAACAGGGAGAGGAGCCGGAAAAGGGAGGAGCUUAGAGCUGGAGGAGCGGAGAGGAGAGGUGAUCCACCGCCGAGGCGGACAGCAACGUGUGUCCUCUGCUGCCAUCUCCUGAACCCUGUCCUCCGAAUGCGAUGCUCUCCCAUGCUUUAGCCUUGAACUUCUUGACAAUACCCACUGCUUUUCUUUAUCACCUCCGGCAUGGCUUUGACCAUGCAUGCGUCUCUGUGUACCCUGCAGACCUCCCCCAGGAGCCCUACAAUCACCCCAAGUCUGCUGGGACAUCGGACAGGUCACAGUCGGCAUGUGACUUCCUGAGAUCUGGAAAUGACUUCCUGUGUAGGUCACAGUUGUCUCAGGUAGUCGAGAAGCCUGGAAGAGGAACGCAAGGGAUUCGGAAAUGGCUGUUACUCAGGAGGAAGCGCAUCCAGUGCUUACUGCCAGUCACGGUGUUUGCUGAAAUGUGCUUGGGUCUGUUGACAUUCAGGGAUGUGGCCAUAGAAUUCUCUCAGGAAGAGUGGAAUUGCCUGGACCCUGCUCAGAGGACUUUGUACAGGGAGGUGAUGUUGGAGAACUACAGGAACCUGGUGUCCCUGGGAGGAAUCUCUCCUUUUGACCUGAGUGUUGUCUCCAUGUUGGUGCAGCGGGGAGAGCCUUGGAGUGUGGAUGUCCAAGUGGAAAUAUCCAGAAACCACAAUGAGUGGGAGUGUGUCAAAGGUGUGAGCACAGAUACCUCUCCUAAAUGUGUCAUAAAAGAAUUGCCACCAAAAACAAAAAGAGAUGCAGGAGAAAUGUUCCAGACAGUAAUGUUGGAAACACAUAAAAUCCACGACAUUGAAGAAUUAGGCUUCAAAGAAAUCCAGACAAAUGUACAUGACUUUGAACAUCACUGCAGAGAGGAUGGAAGACUUGACGUAGGAUUCUAUGUGAAUCACAAGGAAAAUCUCACAGAUAGGAGAGAUGAGCAUGGUAGAAGGGAUACAGACCAGAAACAUACCAAAAAUUGGCUUGGAAUAAGCUUUCAAUCACAUCUGCCUGAACUUGGGGUAUUUGAAAGAGAAAAGAACAAAUGGAAUGAGUGUGGCAUAUCUUUUAACCAAGGCUUGUGUUUUUCUAUGCAUCAUAUAGUCCAUGCUGGAGAGAACAAAUUUUUAUGUGACACAUGUGGCAAGGUCUUCAAUAAGAAAACAAACCUUAGAAAUCAUUUAAGAAUGCAUACUGGAGAGAAGCCUUACAAGUGUAAUGAAUGUGGAAAAGUCUUCAGUAAAAAGUCAUACUUAGCAAACCAUCAAAGAAUCCAUACUGGAGAGAAACCUUUCAAAUGUAAUGAAUGUGGCAAGGUCUUCAGUCAGAAAUCAAACUUUAUACGUCAUCAGACUAUUCAUACUGGUGAGAAACCUUACAAGUGUAAUGAAUGUGGCAAGGUCUUCAGUCUCAAGUCAUACCUAGCAAAUCAUCAGAGGACUCAUUCUGGAGAGAAAUCUUUCAAAUGUAAUGAAUGUGGAAAGGUCUUCAGUCAAAAGUCAAACCUAGCAAAUCAUCAGAGAAUGCAUUCUGGAGAGAAACCUUACAAAUGUAAUGAAUGUGGCAAGGUCUUCAGUCACAAGUCACACCUUGCAAAUCAUCAUAGAAUCCAUUCUGGGGAGAAACAUUUCCAAUGUAAUGAAUGUAACAAGGUCUUUAGUCACAAUUGCUACCUUGCACAACAUCUCAUAAUUCAUGCUGGAGAGAAACCUUAUUUGUGUAAUGAAUGUGGCAAGGGCUUCAGGCACAAAUCAUACCUCCAAAAUCAUCAGAGAAUCCAUACUGGAGAGAAACCUUACAGAUGCAAUGAAUGUAGUAAAGUGUUCCGUCAUAGGGCAUCUCUAGCAAAGCAUCAAAGGAUCCAUACUGGAGAGAAACCUUAUAGAUGUAAUGAAUGUGGUAAAGUGUUCAGUCGCAGGUCAUUUCUAGCAAAACAUCAAACAAUCCACACUGGAGAGAAACUUUACAGAUGUAAAGAAUGUGGUAAAGUGUUCAGUUGUAAUUCAUACCUUGCAAAACAUCAGAUAACUCACACUGCAGAGAAACCUUUCAAAUGUAAUGAAUGUGGCAAGGUGUUUAGUCGUAAUCCCCAACUUGUAUGUCAUCAAAGAAUUCAUACUGGAGAGAAACCUUACAAAUGUAAUGAAUGUGGCAAGGUGUUCAGACUAAACUCAUCUCUAGCACAUCAUCUGAAAUUUCAUACUUGAGAGAAAUCUUAGCAAUGUAAUGAAUUUGCCAAGAUCUUGAGUCAGAUUUGACACUUAAGCACCAGUGCACUCAAAGAGGUGAGAAGCCUUAAAAUUCAAUGAGUUUAGCUAAGCUCUUAGCUUGUAAGUCUAAGCUUGUAGCACAUACUGGAAAAAAGUGGCAAGGGCUUUGUGACAAUUCCUAACUUGGAAUUCAUUGGAGAUACCAACCUGGAGAGAAAUCUGACAAUUGAAUGAAGCAGAAGUCAUCAGGCACUGUGCCUUAAAAAACAUUGGCCAGUGCCUGCUAGGAAGAUAAUUUUCAUGUAGAAUAAGUGAAGCCUUAAGUUAUCAUUUAACACCUAACUGAUCAUAAGCUAAUGCAUAAUAGAAACUUUGCCAAUGUAACAGUGCCUGAGGGUGAAAAUCUGACAUCAGUAUUUAAAAAAUUCAAACUGGAAAAAACCUCACAACUGGAAUGAGUUUCAGAUCUUUUAGUAGGUCCUCAGGCUCAGAACACAUCAGACAAGGUAUCCUCAAGAAAAACUUGGAAAAGUAGUCAGUUUGGUAGAUCCUGUCUUCAGUACCCAUACUUUAGCACAUCUCACAUAACUUACACUGAAGAGAAACUAGAAAUGGGAUGAAUGUGCAGAUUUAUACCUUGUAUAACACUGAAAAAUUUGUGUAUGACUGAUAUCUUAGAGAUCUGAGGAAAGUGGCAAAACCAUCAUGAUGAAGUCAAGCAGUAAUCAACAUUGUAAUCCAUACUAAAGAGUGACAGUUACUAAAAAAAAAAGUGCGUGUUCAACAGAGACUUGUAAACCUUAAAAUUCACUAGGCAUCAAGUACCUUUGAGGAAGCCAUACAAAGGUAGUGGGUAUGCUAAGACUUGUCCAAGCAUCAAAACCAGAACAGAAUAAUUGAGCUGGAGAGCAACAUUACAAAUAUAAUGAAUACAGUGACUCUUUCAUCAAGUGUUAAUUUUGUUGUCAUAAAGGGAUUUGUUCUGCAGUGAAACCAGACAAAUACAAUGAACUUAGAAAGGUUAUUUUUGCCAGGCAUGGUGAUGCAUACCUGUAAACCCAGCACUUAAAAGCCUAAGCCAGGAGGAUAGCCAUAAGUUUGAGUCUGGCCUGAGCUACAGAGUUUCAAAAGAAACAAAAAGUUCAUUCUUAAAAGAUGUGUCCUUGGGAUUCACUGAAGAAUUUGUACUGCAAAGAACUCUUACAGAUGUAAUGCUUUGGUAAAUUUAACCAAAUCUUAAAAUGUAUUCCAUUUCACGGAAUUUAUAUGAGGAAUAAGUCAGUCUCUACCCAAGGUGAAACUGAUGUUAUAUACUCCAGAAUGCUGUAAUUACAAGUUGAACAGUAUUAACAUUCAUGAUACAUAUCAGAGAUGCAAGGACGUGUAAAGGGCCAGAUACUUUCAGGUUAAGAAAUAUUCUUUGAGAUUUUUUUUUUGGAAAGAUGACCUAUAUUUGAACUUUAAUCUGAACUUUGAAAUGUGUUGAUAGGCUUUUCUUACAGACUUUUCGUGGUGUCUCAAAGGCAUCAGUAAAAUGAAAAGCCUUCUCUCAUGAAGUGUGAACAUUUUUGUCCAUGUUCCUUUGGAACAAGAACACUGCCUUUCAAAAUUAAACGUUGUUCUCACUAAAGAGUAGUUUAGGGCUGGGGAUAUAACUCAACAGUGCAGCACCUGCCUGGCAAGCACAAGAGCCUGAGUUUGAUUCCCAGUACCAAAAAAACAACAACAAAAAAAACUAAGCAAAUUUCCUUUCACAAGGCUCUUCCACACUUUCAUACUUUCUGGUUUUGUCCUGAUCUUUUUUGAACCUGGUAGAGCAAAAUCUUAGCAUACAAAAUCCUUUCUUAUCAAAACUGUAUCCUCACGUUCAUCAUUGUUACAUCUCUGUCUUCCUUACUGAUUCCCUAUUAUCACAAGCCCUAUGGUGACAUAGGUGUCAAACCA